CAUUCAUUCUUUGGCCUGGAGUUUUGAGGCAGACAGGGUUGCUUUAUGGAAAAAGGCUGUUGUGUUUAGGAUGAAACUGCUCUAUUCAGACUUGUUUAUGGUUAUCAGGCUGUAGAAUCACCAGACUGAUCCAGAGAGGCAAGACUGGCAAAGCAGACGAUCAAGGGAACUGUGGAAAGGAAACGGAGUUUCUCUCCAUCGGACUGGGUAAACCGACAAAGGAAUUUACAACAAAGUUGGAGAUACUGAGAGUUAAAGAAACUUUUCAGGUUGCUCUUGCUUUGUUGUUUUGCUAGUUUUAAGGGAACGUCGAGAGUAAACACUGUCGCCAUCUGAGGGGGCAGGAAGAGGAGUUUUCAGAGUCCUUUUCUCUUUAGAAUGAAGUUGGAAACACGAUCCCCAGGUUAUCAGUGGAGUUUUGCAAGAUGCGUGCUGUGAGUCACAUAGUAACUCUGUGCCUAACUUUUGGAGGAAGUAUCACAGCUGUUUUCCAAGACAACCACACUACUUCACAUUCUCACCAGGAGUGUGUGAGCUUUCUGGCUUCUCCAUGUCCUUACCACCGCUUCUUAUGUUCAGAAGACAAUGUGUUUGAAAAUAUGCAAGAAUCCCAGGAAGUCCUCAUGCCCAACCACCUUGACGAAGUCAUUGCUGCAGUCAGUGUCACUUCUAAAAAGAGGAUCCCAAACAAGCUGCUUCAGACAGCCCUGUUCCAGCCCCCUCGAGAGAAACUCCACCUGUGUGAAGAGAGAGCAAAAUCCUACUCGAGCAGCUGUGAGUACAAACAGGCCAUCCAGGAGCUUGUGCGCUGUGUGGCAUUGACAAGAAUUUGCUAUGGCGACUCACAUUGGAAACUAGCAGAGGCAUAUGUUAAUCUGGCUCAAGGCUACCUCCAGCUGAAAGGGCUGUCACUACAAGCAAAGCAACAUGCAGAAAAAGCCAAAGAAAUCCUGGCCAACUCCAUUGAGAACCCCUAUCAUGACAAUACAGAUAUCUUCAAGUGUUCCAUAGAUCUCUUCUGUACCCUGGGGAAAGCCCUGCUGUCCCUUCAAAAAUUUAAAGAAGCCUCAGAGAACUUGGUGAAAGCGGAAAGACUUUCCAAGGAGAUGCUGCAAUGUGGGAACAUUAUAAAGGAGGAAUGGGUAGAAAUCCAAGCUCGGAUCAAGCUGUUCUUUGCACAACUGUAUCAAGGUCAGAAAAGAUCAAAAGAAGCUUUGCCCUACUAUCAAAAGGCUUUGGAAUAUACUGAGCUCACCAAAGAUGAAAGGAGUCUUGAGUGUGUACCAGUACUAAGGGAGCUGGCAGGAGUGGAGCAAGCCCUGGGAUUCCACGAUGCUGCUGUCAGUCAUUUCUCACGGGCACAUCUCAUCGUCCUGAGUAAAAAUCCCUCCCCAGAGGAGGCUGCAGAUUCCGCACACUUUAUUGCCCGGGCUGCUGUUGCUUCUGGGAAGCAAGACCACCGUGAUGAGCCUGGGAUGCCUCUCCUCACCAUCCCAGCCCCAGAAAAUAAUCCCUGUCAGUACAGGACUCUUCUGCAGUGGACCAGCAUGCACUCUGUUCUCUCCUCAAAGGCUGGCCAUGUAACCAUGGUUCGAAGUUCAUUUAGGACCUGGAGAGAUAUGGCCGAGCAGUAUUUUCAGGAAAGCAUGACUCAUGUGAAGGAUUCUGAAGGAGCAGGAAGAGUCAAGUUCCUUUCCAUUCAAGAUGAAUUUUGCAAUUUUCUGCAGAUCACUGGACAAAAAGAAAGAGCAAUCAUGAUCCUGAGAGAGUCUCUGGAAGCCAAAGUAGGAGCAUUCGGUGACUUCAGCCCUGAGGUGGCAGAGACAUACCGGAUCCUGGGCAGGGCAGACCUGGCACAGGGAAACCACAUCGGAGCACAUGCCAAACUAAAGAAGGGAAUUAGGGGCCAGGGAGAAGACCCUUCAAUCACCAAAGAGUGUGUUCAGAUUGAGACGUUCUUGAAUGGAUCGCAGGACAAGAGGACCCUGGCCACCCAGCAGACCAUAGACACACUGUCCAAAAACUCCGAGGCUGCCACGAAGCCAAGGCAAUCUCUGAAAGCCAAGAUGGCAUUGUGCACCAUACCAGGGAAGGCCAAGCACAAUGUGGCUGACUGAUCCCCCCCAUGUGCCCCAAAGAAAGCUCUGAGAAAGACUUGGCAUUGCUUUUAGGAUGCUGAACAAACCUCUCUCCAACCAGGAGGUGGCAUUUAGCAGUCACUGCAGAUUUUUAAGGCUGUUUGCUCCAGCAUACAGCAGCAUCACCAUGAAUCUUCCGCAUCUCAACUGUGGACGCCCUUCGGGUGAUCUGGUGCUUUGGUUAUUUUUUAUUUGUGUCACUUUGAUCAUUUCUCUCACCAAGGAGAAUUUCCCCUGCCAUCUCAACUGUGCCUGAAAGACUCUUAGGAAGUCGGAGCUUCCUGCAGGAAGAGACUGCCCCUGACUGCAGGCUGAGCACCUGCACGACCCAGAGCUGCCUCCAGGGUAGUGAUAGAUAGCAUAGGAAAGUAAUAGGAACUGAGAAGAAAAUGCCAAUAAAGAGAAACUUGUGCUAGUGUCA
Molecule: messenger RNA, 2559 nt
Organism: Cricetulus griseus (Chinese hamster)
Lineage: Eukaryota; Metazoa; Chordata; Mammalia; Rodentia; Cricetidae
Source: RefSeq, a predicted model, not a curated record